AUGGCUGAUAUCGAUAAGCAAUUAAGUUUACGAAUCGCGAAGUUAUCAGACAAUAAUUACCGAACGUGGAAGAUAGAAAUGAAAUGGUAUCUCAAGGGCAAGGGAUUACUAGACCACGUGCUUAGGAAAGUUGAAUUAGCGGAGUUGACUACAGAUGAACAAAGGAGAACACAUCAAAUACAAGCUAUUGGAUUGCACAUUGAACCUAACCAACAAGUUCACAUUGAAGAUUGCACAGAUGCCCGUGACGCAUGGAUCGCCCUAGAUCAAGUGCAUCAGCCCAAAUCUAGAGUAAGAAUAUUGCAGUUAAAGAAAAAACUUUACCAGUCUAGGAUGAAGGAAGACGAAUCAAUGUCGUCAUAUGUAUCCCGAGUUAAAAUAGUUGUCAAAAAUCUCAACGAAACAGGCUGUGAAGUACGAGACGAUGACACAGCGUACACUUUACUAGUCGGAUUGCCAAACGACUAUGAAAACUUAAACAUGUCUUUAGCUAACUUACCAGAUGAACAGUUUACCUCGUUAGAGAUAACAAAAAUACUACUGACUGAGUGUGAUAGGCGCAAAUCCAGAUGCACCGACAACAACGAAGACCACAUGGAAGCAUUGAAUCCACGAAAGGGACCAAAAUAG
Messenger RNA from Dufourea novaeangliae, 630 nucleotides. RefSeq lists its product as uncharacterized. Bases 1 to 630 code for a protein of 209 amino acids. The transcript has a single exon. The record is from RefSeq and is a predicted model, not a curated record. NCBI's taxonomy places the organism in Eukaryota, Metazoa, Arthropoda, Insecta, Hymenoptera, Halictidae.